Messenger RNA from Cyanistes caeruleus (blue tit), 1456 nucleotides. NCBI's taxonomy places the organism in Eukaryota, Metazoa, Chordata, Aves, Passeriformes, Paridae. The record is from RefSeq and is a predicted model, not a curated record.
UCCCGGCGAGACCGGGCACAGAUUCCCCCUUCCUCCCCAGCAGCAGCUGCUCAGCCCACACCCGCCCCCGCCACGGCUGAUGGCCCCGGUGACGGCGAGAAACCCACGGGGGGCAAGAGCAAAGCAGAGCUGCGAGCAGAGCGCCGGGCUAAGCAGGAGGCUGAGCGGGCCCAGAAGCAGGCCAGGAAGGCAGAGCUGAGCCAGGCAGCCACGGCGGGCAAGCCCCGGCAGAGCCCGACUGAGCCCCAAAGCAUGGUGAAGCGGCUGCCAGAGCAUGUGCAGGUGGAUGACCCCGCUGCACAGAGGAAAUUGGCCAAGAAGCUGGAACGGCAGCAGGUACCUCUGAGGCAGGACUAUGGCACCAAGGUCAACCUGUUCUCCCACCUCCACCAGUACAGCCGGAAGAAGCCGCUGACACAGCAGAUGAGCAUCCCCUCCACGGUGAUCCACCCAGCAGUGGUGCGCCUCGGCCUCCAGUACUCCCAGGGCAUCAUCAACGGCUCCAACGCCCGCUGCAUCGCGCUGCUCGAGGUCUUCAAACAGCUGAUCCGGGAUUACUCCACUCCCCCCAACGAGGAGCUGUCGCGGGACUUGGUGGCCAAGCUGAAGCCACACAUCAGUUUCUUGAAUCAGUGUCGGCCACUCUCAGCCAGCAUGGGCAAUGCCAUCAAGUUCCUCAAGAAGGAGAUAUCAUGCCUGCCUGACACCCUGAGAGAGGAUGAGGCAAAGGAGAAGCUCCAGGACAUGAUUGACAAAUACCUGCGAGAGAAGAUUGUCCUGGCAGCUGAGGCCAUCUCAAGGUCUGCCUUUGAGAAGAUCAAUGACCAUGACGUGAUUCUGGUGUAUGGAUGCUCCUCGCUGGUGAACCGGACGCUGUGCGACGCCCACGCCAAGAAGGGCCGCGCGUUCCGCGUGAUCGUGGUGGACAGCCGGCCGCGCCUGGAGGGCCGGGAGACGCUGCGCCGCCUGGUACGCAAGGGCAUCCACUGCACCUACGUGAUGAUCAACGCCAUCUCCUACGUGUUGCCUGAGGUGUCCAAAGUGCUGCUGGGAGCCCACGCGCUCCUGGCCAAUGGCUCUGUCAUGUCCCGGGUGGGGACCUCGCAGAUCGCACUGGUCUCCAAGGCCUACAACGUGCCUGUCCUGGUCUGCUGCGAGACCUACAAGUUCUGCGAGCGGGUGCAGACAGAUUCUUUUGUCUCCAACGAGCUGGAUGACCCUGAUGACCUGAUUGUGCUCCGGAAGGGCCAGGCCCAGCUUGAGGGCUGGGCAGAGAACAAGUCCCUACGCCUUCUUAACCUGGUCUACGAUGUGACACCCCCAGACCUGGUGGAUUUGGUCAUCACAGACUUGGGCAUGAUCCCCUGCACCUCAGUGCCUGUGGUCCUGCGUGUUAAGAAUGUGGAUCAGUAGUCGGAGCAGCUGUAUGGACACUAAUAAACCAGGCCCCCGGUAC